AUGAGCGCCAGCGCGGGCGGCGGCGGCGGCGGGGACAGCGGCGGCAGCAGCAGCAGCUCGCAGGCGUCCUGCGGCCCCGAGUCGUCGGGCUCCGAACUCGCCCCGGCCGCGCCGGCGCCCCGGAUGCUGCAGGGGCUGCUGGGCUCCGACGACGAGGAGCAGGAGGACCCCAAGGACUACUGCAAGGGCGGCUACUACCCGGUGAGGAUCGGCGACCUGUUCAAUGGGCGGUACCACGUGGUGCGCAAGCUGGGCUGGGGCCACUUCUCCACCGUGUGGCUCUGCUGGGACAUCCAGCGCAAGCGCUUCGUGGCCCUGAAAGUGGUGAAGAGCGCGGGGCACUACACGGAGACGGCCGUGGAUGAGAUCAAGCUCCUGAAAUGUGUCCGAGACAGUGACCCCAGUGACCCCAAGAGAGAGACCAUCGUCCAGCUCAUCGAUGACUUCAGGAUCUCAGGGGUUAACGGGGUCCAUGUGUGCAUGGUGCUGGAAGUCCUGGGCCACCAGCUCCUCAGGUGGAUCAUCAAGUCCAACUACCAGGGCCUGCCCGUGCCCUGCGUCAAGAGCAUCGUGCGGCAGGUGCUGCACGGCCUGGACUACCUCCACACCAAGUGCAAGAUCAUCCACACCGACAUCAAACCCGAGAACAUCCUGCUGUGUGUGGGUGACGCCUACAUCAGGCGCCUGGCCACUGAGGCCACCGAGUGGCAGCAGUCAGGGGCACCGCCCCCGUCCCGCUCCACAGUCAGCACUGCCCCCCAGGAGGUCUUGACCGGUAAGCUGUCAAAGAACAAGAGGAAGAAGAUGCGGCGCAAACGGAAGCAGCAGAAGCGGCUGCUGGAGGAGCGGCUGCGGGACUUGCAGAGGCUGGAGGCCAUGGAGGCGGCGGCGCAGGCUGAGGACGCCGGCUCCAGGCUAGAGGGGGGCAGCGGCUCCACCUCCUCUUCCGGCUGCCACCCUGGGGGGACCAGGGCUGGCCUCUCCCCUGCCUCCUCUUCCCCCGCUGGAGGGGGCGAGCGCAGCCUCAGCCCGGGCUCCCAGACCUCAGGCUUCUCCGGCUCCCUUUUCUCUCCUGCCUCGUGCUCCAUCCUCUCAGGCUCCUCCAACCAACGGGAGACCGGGGGCCUCCUGUCACCCAGCACACCGUUUGGUGCCUCAAACCUCCUGGUGAACCCCCUAGAGCCCCAAAACGCAGACAAGAUCAAGAUCAAGAUCGCAGACCUGGGCAACGCCUGCUGGGUGCACAAGCACUUCACCGAGGACAUCCAGACUCGCCAGUACCGGGCUGUGGAAGUGCUGAUCGGAGCGGAAUACGGGCCCCCCGCCGACAUCUGGAGCACGGCGUGCAUGGCCUUCGAGCUGGCCACCGGCGACUACCUAUUCGAGCCUCACUCUGGAGAAGACUACAGUCGUGACGAGGGUAGGGGGAGGCCGGCCCUGGGCUCAGCCUCGGGGCCUCCCAGCCGCCCGGCUGCCCCCCAGCCUCCUCUCUGUCUACAGACCACAUCGCCCACAUUGUGGAGCUUCUGGGAGACAUCCCCCCAGCCUUUGCCCUCUCAGGCCGCUACUCCCGGGAGUUCUUCAACCGGAGAGGAGAGCUGCGGCACAUCCACAACCUCAAGCACUGGGGCCUGUACGAGGUGCUCAUGGAGAAGUACGAGUGGCCCCUGGAGCAGGCCACGCAGUUCAGCGCCUUCCUGCUGCCCAUGAUGGAAUACAUCCCCGAAAAGCGGGCCAGCGCCGCCGACUGCCUCCAGCACCCCUGGCUCAACCCCUAGGCCUCGACGGGCACUUUGUGCAGCUUGAGGCGGGCCUUGAUCACCCUCAUGCCCCUCCCAGUGCCUUCAGGGAAGGCGGGAUGCCUCCUGCCACCCUCCUGGGUGCCAGCUUUCUCAUAGCCCGUGGCAGGGCAGGAAGAUGCUGGAGCCUGGCCCACCGUUUAGAAUUCGUUCUGCCCCCAACCCUCACAAAGGGCCCUGAGUGGGAAGUGUGCGUAUUUCUUUUCUUAAUAAAGUGUGAGCUGAAACGUCA
Messenger RNA from Canis lupus familiaris (dog), 2031 nucleotides. RefSeq names its product SRSF protein kinase 3 (gene SRPK3). The record is from RefSeq and is a predicted model, not a curated record. Lineage: Eukaryota; Metazoa; Chordata; Mammalia; Carnivora; Canidae. Gene Ontology annotation, biological process: spliceosomal complex assembly; protein phosphorylation; regulation of mRNA processing. The transcript has 14 exons. The coding region runs from base 1 to 1710 and encodes 569 amino acids. Gene Ontology annotation, molecular function: protein kinase activity; ATP binding.